Molecule: messenger RNA, 1446 nt
Organism: Pocillopora damicornis (cauliflower coral)
Lineage: Eukaryota; Metazoa; Cnidaria; Anthozoa; Scleractinia; Pocilloporidae
Biological process (GO): DNA recombination; DNA integration
Molecular function (GO): DNA binding
Source: RefSeq, a predicted model, not a curated record
AACUUGACAAGGUCUUGAGUAAGUUUUACGCCGAGGUGAAAAAAAAGAACGGAGAUGACUACGAGCCAGAAUCCCUUAAAAUCAUGCUGAGCGCCAUUGAACGGUAUCUAAAGGAGAAGAACUAUCCAUUGAGCAUCGUGCGAUCGAGAGAGUUUCACUCCUCACAAGAAAUCCUCAAUGCGAAAGCAAUUUCCCUACGUCAACAAGGAAAGGGAAAGAGACCCAACAAAGCUCAGCCAAUCACACCUGAAGAAGAGUCAGCCCUGUGGGAAAAAGGUCAGUUGGGUGAUUUUAAUGGAAAGGUCUUGACCAAUGUCAACUUCAAAAAUUUGACAGAACAACUGGGAUUUCGUGGUCGCCAAGAACACUACGAUGCAUACGUAGAAGACGUAAUUAUAAGACAGCGAGAAGAUGGAACUGAAGUUGUUGAGUUCAGGGAAGGUCCCACAAAAACGCGGAGCAGUGGUCUCACCAUCAGGCGAAGAACAACACCACAGGCAAUGUUCAGCACCGAUGGCGGAAAAAGCGAUCCAGUGCGGCUAUUCAAGCUUUGGUUGUCCAAGCGACCCGAAGGAAUGAAGAACACAGGGCCACUCUAUCUUAGCAUCAUAAAUCGUCCUAAAUCAGCAGAUGUUUGGUACACCAAAGUUCGAAUGGGACAAAACACCAUCGGCAAUUUAAUGAAAUCCAUGGCCUCCUGUCUCAGGACGAAUAAGAAGCUGACGAACCACAACAUGAGGAAAACAUUGGUAUCAAAACAGAAGAAGUCUGGUCAACCGCGCAAUGUUAUCUGUGAAAUAACAGGCCAUGCACGUGAAUCUUCGUUAGACGACUACGAUGAAAUAGACGAGAAUCACAGGAAAGAACUGUCUCACAUUAUCAGUGGAUAUAAAGAAGUGUCAAACGAAAAUCAAGCAAACGAAGUCUCCCGCCAAAACACUGCAAAUGAAGCCUCAAAUCAAGAGAUUGCAGUCCAACAUAAACGAACACCUCUGGUUCCUAUUUAUCACGUCCAACAACAAGGCCAAAUGCAUCAGGCCAUGGGCUCCAAUCCUGGUUUUCAGCCGGCUGAAUUUUCAGGAUUUCCACCACGUUUUCCAUUGCAGUCUCAAUACCGCAUGGAAGCCUUCAGUUGUGCUGCUCCCGUUCCAUCGCAGAAUUACACAGGCUGCACCUUCAAUUUCUUCUCUAGAGACAGCCAGAAUUCUCCACCCCAACCACAGAAGAAACGAAGAGCUUACAUCAUUGAGUCAGACGACGAGGACUGAACUUUAACACUUCACUAUUUCUCUGAGUUAUUGAGCACUUCUCGAAUUUCUUGAAUGAAAGUUGUCUUUCUUUUGAUACGCUUGACUGAGUUUUUGACACAUGACGUCAAAGUCUUUCUGUUUUGCAUACAAAAUGAGAUGUAAAAGCGUUUCCGGUUCCGCUUUUUAUUUAAAAACC